This is a messenger RNA of Serinus canaria (Common canary), 2131 nucleotides long. RefSeq names its product complement C8 alpha chain (gene C8A). Gene Ontology annotation, cellular component: membrane attack complex. Gene Ontology annotation, biological process: immune response. Gene Ontology annotation, molecular function: protein binding. The transcript is spliced from 11 exons. Bases 112 to 1932 code for a protein of 606 amino acids. NCBI's taxonomy places the organism in Eukaryota, Metazoa, Chordata, Aves, Passeriformes, Fringillidae. The record is from RefSeq and is a predicted model, not a curated record.
ACUGCAGCAUUUUGGAGCCUGGUGGGCUCCAUGCUCCUUCCAGCAGUCCUGAACUCUUUAAAGCUUUGGUUUGCAGCUGCUCCCUAGCAAACAUUGACCCAUGGCAGAGCGAUGUGGUGGGGCCUGGCUCAGCUCUGUGCCUGGAUCCUGUCUGUGUGCCCACUGGCUUUAACACCAGCCCAGGCGUGCAGGGAGCUCCAGGCACUGCCUUCCCACAGAAGAAGCAGCAGAGAUGUUAAUUCUCCAGCUCCUGUUGACUGUCAGCUGAGCCAGUGGUCAGGAUGGACUGAUUGCUUCCCUUGCCAAGAGAAAAAACACCGGUACCGGCGGCUGGAGCGGCCAGCGGAGUUCGGAGGGCGACGCUGCGCGGGGCACCUCUGGGAUGAGCAAGCCUGCCGAGCUGAGGCAACCUGCUCAGGGCCACCAGGGUGUGGGCAGGACUUCCAGUGCAAGGAAACAGGGCGCUGCAUUCAACGGCAUCUCGUGUGCAACGGAGACAGAGACUGCAGAGAUGGCUCUGAUGAGGAUAAUUGUGAGGAUGAAGAUAUUGAAAGCCCUUGUGAACAUCUGUUCCCAAUCCCAGGGGUGGAAAAAGUAGUCCAAGGGUACAACAUCCUGACAGAGGAAGGGGGGCAGAACAUUUAUGACCCGGGGUUUUUUGGAGGGCUCUGUGAGUACGUGUACAACGGGGAGUGGCGGGAGCUGCGCUACGACGCCGCCUGCGAGCGCCUGCACUACGGGGAGGAUGAGAAGUAUUUCCGUAAGCCUUACAACCUCCACCUGUACCAGUUCCUGGCACAUGCUGAUUCUGGAUUUGCCUUUGAGUUUUACGACGAUUCAAAGGACCUGCUUGACGCCCUUAAAAGCGAUAAAUCCAAAACAACAGGCUUCACCAUUGGAAUUGGGCCUGGAGGUGCAGAUCUCAUGUUAAACCUGGGCCUCACUUUAUCAGGUGGCAAAGGAUCCCUGAAGAAUUUCACACAAUAUGAUGCAAAGGACGUUGGGUUCAUUAGAGCUGUGACCAAGGUGCAGACAGCCCGCUUCAGGAUGAGAAGGGACAGCAUUGUUUUGGAUGAAGAUGUGCUGCUCUCCCUGCAGGAGCUCCCAGACACCUACAACUAUGGCAUCUAUGCCAAAUUCAUCAACGACUACGGCACCCACUUCAUGACAUCUGGCACCAUGGGGGGAGUCUUUGAGUACAUCCUCGUCAUCAAUAAGGAGGAAAUGCGAAGAAAAGCCAUCAGCAUGGAGGAGAUAAGUGCCUGUGCUGGGCUGUCCCUUGGCAUUACAGCCAGCAAGGAGAACCUGGAUCUGGGUGUAACCCUGACACACUCUGACUGCAAGAAGAAAGGACUCCUGAACACAGAUCCUGAGAGCCACAGUGCAGUUGUGGAAGAUAUUAUUCCCCGGAUUAGAGGGGGAGAUACCAGUUCCAGUGGAGGGCUCCUGAAGAGUUGGGAUGGCAAAAUGUAUCGUCACUGGGGCAGGUCAUUAAAAUAUAAUCCUGCUGUUAUUGAUUUCCAGGUGGUGAGACGGACGGGCGCUGGAGCUGCUGGUCGGGCUGGUCCCCGUGCCAGGCGGGGACGGCGCGGCGCAGCCGGCACUGCUCCAACCCUGCCCCGCAGCACGGCGGGCAGCCCUGUGCUGGCAGAGACCUCCAGAGCAGAGCCUGCUGAAAGCGCAAGAUGUGAUGGGACCCCACCAGAUGUGAUGGUUUUGCCCUACCAGUGCCCAGCACCACUGCUGCAGCACAGGAGAUGGCAGAGAACCCACCCAAAGGAGGAGGAGCUGCUGGGUGACCACGGGGCUGCAGCGUGUCACGGAAUAAAUUCACCACGAGUGUUUACACAACUGAGCUCGACUCCCAGGGAGUUUUUGUAUUUUCCUUUGGGAAACACAGGAAAAGCUCACCAUCUCUGCAGUUGGUAUUGACAUAUGUACCACGAAACUUUUGUAAGUUGGCACUGUCAGAUCUGUAAGUCCAGCAUAUUGGCCAGGGCUGCCUUUGUAGCACAGCCAUAUGCUGCUCUGCAUGGAGAAGACUUCAGCCUAAAGAUGCUGAAGCAUCCUUGCAGAAUGCAAGCCCAAGCUGAUGAGGAAUUUUAAAUAAAUAAAUAAAGCAAUAAAUAGA